GGUUUUUUUUUUAAACAAAGUUAGUGAGUUGUAUUAUCUUAAAUUUCUUAAAGUCACAAUAUUUCUAAAUGUUUGACUAACACUUGUGCAAUGACGUUAACAAAAUAAUGUGUCUCAUUUCACAGUGUGGAAUAUUUGCUCUAAUAGGAAAGAUCAUUUCAUUGGUAUGUGUCAUAAUGAAUAUCUAUAUCACUAAGAUUGUGAUCAGUUUUACGACCAAGCCACAUGGAUGAUUUUUUUUUUAAAGUUUAGUUUAUAUUAAUGAAAUCGUUGAUUUAGGAUCGGGUAAGAGACUUUCACGGCAGAAUAUCAUUUGUAACAAAAUAUGUAACACGUUGUAAUCAAUUUCCCCCCCCCCCCUAGAUUUAGUGUGUAGGUAUUUUUAAGUAAUACAUUCAGUCUGUACUUAAGUGAUACAUUGAGUCUGUACUUCAGCUAUACAUUAAUUCUGUACUUCAGUGAUAAAUUGAGUGUGUACGUAAGUGGUACAUUUUGUCUGUACUUAGUGAUACAUUUAGUAUGUAGUUAAGUGAUACAUUUAGUGUACAUUUGUGUGGAUGAUCACAAAAUUUGUGUUUUAAACAAAAGCAGUUCUUUGUUAACUUUGCCAGUCAUGAAUGAAAAUUUGUCUAGCAGAAGACAGCACAGUGCUCAAAGCUGUUAAGUGCACCGGAAGUAAAUGAAUUCCUUAUUGCAUGAAAGUGACGUCAGAAAACAAGAAACACGGCAUAGGCGACCAGUUAAUCGUAGGUGAAAUAUUAUGUCAUAACUGUCGGCGGAAUUAUUGGUGGGAUUAUUGGUGGGAUUAUUGGUGGAUUAUUGGUGGGAUUAUUGGUGGGAUUAUUGGUGGGAUUAUAUUAUUGGUAGGAUUAUUGGUGGAAUUAUUUCUUGGAAUUAUUGGUGGUAUUAUUGGUGGAAUUAUUGGUGGAAUUAUAGGUGGAAUUUUUAGUGGAAUUAUUGGUGGAGUUAUUGAUGGAAUUAUAGGUGGAAUUAUUGGUGGAAUUAUUGGUGGAAUUAUUGUUGGAAUUAUUGGUGGAAUUAUUGUUGGAAUUAUUGGUAGAAUUAUUGGUUGAAUUAUUGUUGGGAUUAUUGGUGGGAUUGUUUGUGGAAUUAUUGGUGGAAUUAUUUCUUGGAAUUAUUGUUGGGGUUAUUGGUGGGAUUAUUGGUGGGUUUUAUUGGUGGGAUUAUUGGUGGGAUUAUUGGUCGAAUUAUUGGUGGGAUUAUUGGUGGGAUUAUUGGUGGAAUUAUUGGGGGAAUUAUAGGUGGAAUUUUUAGUGGAAUUAUUGAUGGAAUAAUUGAUGGAAUUAUUGGUGGAGUUAUUGAUGGAAUUAAUGGUGGAAUUAUUGGUGUAAUUAUUGUUGGAAUUAUUGUUUGAAUUAUUGGUUGAAUUAUUUGUGGGAUUAUUGGUGAUAUUAUUGGUGGAAUUAUGGUGGGAUUAUUGGUGGAAUUAUUGGUAGGAUUAUUGGUGGAAUUAUUUCUUGGAAUUAUUGUGGUAUUAUUGGAUGAAUUAUGGGUGGAAUUUUUAGUGGAAUUAUUGAUGGAAUUAUUGGUGAAGUUAUUGAUUGAAUUAUUGGUGGAAUUAUUGAUGGAAUUAUUGGAGGAAUUAUUGGUGGAAUUAUUGGUGGAAUUAUUUGUGGAAUUAUUGUUGGAAUUAUUGGUGUAAUUAUUGGUGGCAUUAUUGGUGGGAUCAUUGGUGGAUUAUUGGUGGGAUUAUUGGUGGGAUUAUUGGUGGAAUUAUUUCUUGGAAUUAUUGGUGGGAUUAUUGGUGGAAUUAUAUGUGGAAUUUUUAGUGGAAUUAUUGGUGGAAUUAUUGAUGGAAUUAUUGGUGGAGCUAUUGAUGGAAUUAUUGGUGGAAUUAUUGGUGGAAUUAUAGUUGGAAUUAUUGGUGGAAUUCUUGGUUGAAUUAUUGGUGGCAUUAUUGGUGGAAUUAUUGGUGGAAUUAUUGGUGGGAUUUUUGGUGGGAUUAUUGAUGGAAUUAUAGGUAAAAUUUUUAGUGGAAUUAUCGAUGGAAUUAUUGAUGGAAUUAUUGGUGAAGUUAUUUAUGGAAUUAUUGGUGGAAUUAUUGAUGGUAUUAUUAUUGGAAUUAUUGGUGGAAUUAUUGGUUGAACUAAUGGUGGAAUUUUUGGUGGAAUUAUAGGUGGAAAUAUCAGUGGAAUUAUUGGUGGAACUAUUGGUGGAAUUAUUGGUGGAAUUAUUGAUGUAAUUAUUGGUGGAAUUAUUGGCGGAAUUAUUGGAGGAAUUAUUGGUGGACUAUUGUUGGGAUUAUUGGUGGAAUUAUUGGUGGAAUUAUUGGUGGAAAUAAAUGUGAAAUAUAGGUCGAACUAUUGGUGGAAUUACUGGUUGAUAUAUUAGGGGGAAUUAUUUGUGGAUUUAUUGGUGGAAUUAUUGGUCGAUUUAUUGGUGGAAUUAUUAGGUGAAAUAAAAGGUGAAAAUAUAGGUGGAAUUAUUUGUUGACUUAUAAAUUGAAAUUAUUGGUGUUAUUUUUGGUGGUGCUAUAGGUGGAAACAUACGUGGAAUUAUAGGUGAACUUUUAGGUGAAAUUAUAAUUUAAAUUAAAGGUUAAAUUAUAGGUGAAAUGAUAGAUGAAAUUAUUGGUGGUACUAUAGGAUGAUUAUUUUUUAAACUAUUGUUGGAACUAUAUGAUGAAUAAGGUGGAACUUUAGGUGAAAUUUUAGGUGGAACUAGAGAUAGAACUCUAGGUGGAACUUUAGGGAGAACCAUACGUGGAAUUGUAUUUGAAGCUAUAGGUGGAACUUUAGUUUGGAGCAUAAUAUGAAAUAAUGGAUAGAAGUAACUCCUUUUUAGAAUAAGUACAGGGAUCUGGAAAGGAUUAACCACGUACAUCGCGUUGAAACUCUACAUUCAUUGAAGUGUAACGAGGGACCACAACACUCUACAUUCAUUGAAGUGUAACGAGGGACCACUGCUUAAUCGUUAGCAAGUUUUAGGUUAUUUUGGUGGGUUUUUUUUCCCUUUUCUGACGUUAGUCAUAUUGCUUUGAUCUCUUUAAUUUUUUUUGAAUGGCUUUGAUUUUAAGGGGAACAACUUCGGCGAGGAUGCGCUCUAUGUUUAAAAAAUAAUGGAUUCCUUCUCCUUAAUUGUGUUGGAAUAUUUCUGGGGUUCCUCAUCGGCCUAACUGUGAAGUCAACAAACCCCAGUGCUGAUACAUUAAUGUGGAUAGGUAAGUGUUGAUACAUUAAUGUGGAUAGGUAAGUGCUGAUAUAUUAAUGUGGAUAUGUAAGUGCUAAUACAUUAAUGUGGAUAGGUAAGUGCUUAUACAUUAAUGUGAAUAGGUAAAUGCUAAUACAUUAAUGUGCAUAGGUAAGUGCUAAUACAUUAAUGUGGAUAGGUAAGUGCUAAUACAUUAAUGUGGAUAGGUAAGUGAUGAUACAUUAAUGUGGAUAGGUAAGUGCUGAUACAUUAAUGUGGAUAGGUAAGUGCUGAUACAUUAAUGUGGAUAGGUAAGUGCUAAUACAUUAAUGUGGAUAGGUAAGUGCUAAUACAUUAAUGUGGAUAGGUAAGUGCUGAUACAUUAAUGUGGAUAGGUAAGUGCUAAUACAUUAAUGUGGAUAGGUAAGUGCUAAUACAUUAAUGUGGAUAGGUAAGUGCUAAUACAUUAAUGUGGAUAGGUAAGUGUUGAUCCAUUAAUGUGGAUAGGUAAGUGCUGAUACAUUAAUGUGGAUAGGUAAGUGCUGAUACAUUAAUGUGGAUAGGUAAGUGCUGAUACAUUAAUGUGGAUAGGUAAGUGCUGAUACAUUAAUGUGGAUAGGUAAGUGCUAAUACAUUAAUGUGGAUAGAUAAGUGCUAAUACAUUAAUGUGGAUAGGUAAGUGUUGAUACAUUAAUGUGGAUAGGUAAGUGCUAAUACAUUAAUGUGGAUAGGUAAGUGCUGAUACAUUAAUGUGGAUAGGUAAGUGCUGAUACAUUAAUGUGGCUAGGUAAGUGAUGGGCCCAAUGUUGAUACAAAAAUGUGGAUAGGUAAGUGUUGAGCCCCAGUGUUGAUACAUUAAGUAGAUAGGUAAGUGUUGAGCCCCAGUGUUGAUACAUUAAUGUAGACAGGUAAGUGUUGAGCCCCAGUGUUGAUACAUUAAUGUAGAUAGGUAAGUGUUGAGCCCCAGUGUUGAUACAUUAAUGUAGAUAGGUAAGUGUGAUGUCUCUGUUGACCAUGACCAAGCGGAGAAAACUUACGAUCUCUCAGUAGUGCAGAUUUUUAAUAACAUUUUAUUAUUUUUUUAUUUCAUAAACAAUAAUUUCUGAACUAUAUAAAUAAAUUUUCUUGGCAUAAUGGUGACCUUGUUUUUUUUUUUCAAUUGUUUGAAGGACUUCCAGGCGAGCUGUACAUGAGAGUAUUGAAAGUGGUCAUCUUACCUCUGAUUGUCUGCACUGUUAUAAGUGGUAGGUCAUCUUAUCUCUGAUUGUCUGCACUUUCAUAAAUGGUAGAUCAUCUUAUCUCUGAUUUUCAGCACGGUCAUAAGUGGCACGUCAUCUUAUCUCUGAUUGUCUGCACUUUCAUAAGUGAUAGGUCAUCUUAUAUCUGAUUCCCUGCACAGUUAUAAAUGGUAGGUCAUCUUAUCUCUGAAUGUCUUCACAGUUAUAAAUUGUAGGUCAUUUUAAGAGUUUUAAUACAACUACUUUAGAUCUUCCUCUCUCUACGUCAGCCCUGAUGAAAGCUCAAUAUUUCAAAUACAGUGGAGCCUCAGAUAGCGAACGAGCCAGUCAACGAAUAUGUUUGGUGAACUAUUUUUGUCAUUGUUAAUGAACAAUAAUUUGGGUUACGAACUUACUCUUACUUCAGUGCACACAAUCCCACUCUGUCAAUACACACAAUCCCAGUAUGUCAGUUCUCACAAUCUAACAAUGUCAGUACACACAAUCCCCCACUGUCAAUACAUACAAUCCCACUGACAAACUAGCUUGUACCUUCACACUACAAUGGUCACUCAGCCCACUCUCAUCUCCACUGACUAACUAGCUUGUACUUUCUCACGACAUGGAUCACUCCACAUGUCCACAAAACUGGGCACCACGAACUAACCCCACCAUCUGAAAUGACAUACCCCCCCCCCCCCCCCCACCCCCCCCGACUUUUAUUAACAAAUCCUCUCACCAACUCACAAUCAACAACUUUCAUAAACAAACAUGUACGUUCCCAAAUCAUUGCAUCACAUUCGCUUGUAAGCAACUGUAUUCCUACUUUGAGACGCUCUAUGAACCAUACGGCCACCCUAAUGUAUCAGAUUUCUCUCUCUCCAGGCACCGCCAGCACGGAUGCUACAUCAAGUGGCAGAAUAGGUGUCGUGGCCAUUAGCUACAUUAUCUUGACCAAUGCGGUGUGUGGUGUGUUUGGUUUGGUCCUUUGUCUGCUUGUUAAGCCAGGUAAGUCAGGAAUAACAGAACGUUGUUAUACGCAAUAACGACACAUUUGGUACACGCCCCUUUAGCCAACUUUUAUACAUUCCCCUUUAGCCAAAUUUGGAACACGCCCCUUUAGCCAAUUUUGGAACACGUCUCUUUAGCCAACUUUGGUACACGCCCCUUUAGCCAACUUUGGUACACGCCCCGACAGAAAAACGCCCACGAAAAACUGGAAGACACGCCCUAAAAACAACUCGGCUACACGCCACACAAUAACCUCGUUAGUACAUGCACCCCACGGACUACUUUUGGGAAUGCCCCGAUAGACAACUCUUGAACACGCCUCCAUAGACAACUCUGGAACACGCCUCCAUAGACAACUCUGAAACACGCCUCCAUAGACAACUUGGUAACAUGCCUCCAUUGACAACUUCGGGGCAUGCCCGCAUAGACAACUUGGCGACAUGCCUCCAUAGACAACUUGGGGACAUGCAUCCAUAGACAACUUGGGGACAUGUCUCCAUACACAACUUGGCGACAUGCCUCCAUAGACAACUUGGGGAAAUUCCUCCAUAGACAACUCUGGAACACGACUCCAUAGACAAUUUGGCGACAUGCCUCCAUAGACAACUUGGGGACAUGCCUCCAUAGACAACUUGGCGACAUGCCUCCAUAGACAACUUGGGGACAUGCCUCCAUAGACAACUUGGCGACAUGCCUCCAUAGACAACUUGAGGACAUGCCUCCAUAGACAACUUGUGGGCAUGCCUCCAUUGACAACUUAGGGGCAUGCCUCCAUAGAUGACAACUGAACAUAAGAAUAUGGUAAAUGAGGAUAUUUCUCAUCAAUGUCAGGGGUCCCCAACUUUUUGUUCAUUCUUAUUUUAUCUAUAAAAUUUACAAUUACUUAAAAAGAAAUGAAAAUCAGGACAUGAUAUAUUCUUUUUUUAAAUAUUGAAACACAAAGGUAAAUUUUAAACUUAGACAACAUUGAAAUACUAAGUGAACCGUUGAACGUAGACAAGAAACAUGUGACUAUUUGGUAAAAUAAAAAAUGUUCAUGAAUAAACUAAAAACAACUUAUAAACAAUAAUCUGAACUCUAUUUACAAACUUAGACCAUGUUCAGCCAUUUAGAGCUGCCAAAUGCUUUGUCCACCAGGUUCAGUCGCUGGCCAGACUGACCAAGUUGCAGUGCUGGACACCAAGAAUCUCCAGACAGUCGACAUUCUUACAGAUUUUAUACGGUAAAAUAAGUGAAUGUACAGUUUGUAGCAUUAAUACAUACUUGGCCAAAAUUAUGUCAAAUUAUAAUCACAUACUUGGCCAAAAUUAAGUCAAAUUAUAAUCACAUACUUGGCCAAAAUUAAGUCAAAUUAUAAUCACAUACUUGGCCAAAAUUAAGUCAAAUUAUAAUCACAUACUUGGCCAAAAUUAUGUCAAAUUAUAAUCACAUACUUGGCCAAAAUUAAGUCAAAUUAUAAUCACAUACUUGGCCAAAAUUAUUUCAAAUUAUAAUCACAUACUUGGCCAAAAUUAAAACAAAUUAUAAUCACAUACUUGGCCAAAAUUAAGUCAAAUUAUAAUCACAUACUUGGCCAAAAUUAUGUCAAAUUAUAAUCACAUACUUGGCCAAAAUUAUGUCAAAUUAUAAUCACAUACUUGGCCAAAAUUAAAACAAAUUAUAAUCACAUACUUGGCCAGCAAUCAACGCAAAUUAUAAUCCAAUCAAACUCUUGUCAGCAAUAUUUUCCCAGACAAUAUUGUUGGAGCAGCCCUGCAGUUAACUCAGACCAAAUACACGGAGCAGUUGUCUACAGAACUGUACAAUGUUUCGGGAACACCUGUCAAUAUAACAGGGAAGAGCCUGUCCAAAUCUCUGGGCACCGUGCCUGGUACCAACAUCUUAGGUCAGGCUAACCUUUAAACAGAUCGUAUAUUAUUUCAUUUUCACAUAUUAAAAAUAGGCCAAUCGUAUGUCUACUAAAGCUAUAAUAGCCAUAGGUCAUAUCGUAGGUAUUCAUAACUUUGAAAUAGGUGCUAUCUUAGGUCCACUAACUUUAAUGUAGGUCAUAUCUUAGGUGGGUCAUCUAACGUUAAAAUGAGUCCUAACGUACUAAGUGAUGCACUUCAAGACAUUUUUAAUUUCUCAUUUUCUGUGCUUUUAAACUCGUAUUUCUUAGGGUUUAAAAAAAAAAAGAAAAAAUAAAGAUUUUUAAAUUAUUUUUAUGUGUGCUAUUAUAGAUAGUUUAAUAUCAUUGGGUUUUAUCAAAUGGUUUAAUAUAAUUGCCAAAACUGCUUUAGUUGAGAAUAAAAUAAUUUUAAAAAAUACAUUGGUUAGACGAGAGUGAAGAGAGGUGAGACAUUUAUUGCAUUAUCAUUAUAGGAAAUACUAUUAUCAGACUUUUAUGUUAUCCAUAUUCAAAUACCGAAGGGUACUGAACUCAUAAUAUCCAUCCCUCUGGGCCCGGCUUUCAUUUCAUUGUCCUGUACCUCAGUCAUUGUUGUAAGAAAUGUUGCAGUUAAGUUGCAUCGAGAGGACGCGAUUGAUUUAUACAUAUCCACCAGGUACAAUCAAUAACGAUCAUUAUGUUAAUAAACAUAUCCACCAGAUAUAAACGAUCAAUAAAAAUUAUUAUGAUAAUAAACAUAUCCACCAGGUACAAAGAAGCAAUAAAGAUCUUUGUGAUAAUGAACAUGUCAAUUUGACCAUCAUUAGGUAAUUAACAGAGGUCAUGAAAAUUUGAUAUGGAUCUGAGUUUUUUUAAGGUGAUUCUUACAUCGACUUUGUUCUUGCUUCCUUCACCUCAGGUCUGAUCGUGGUCAGUGCGGCCAUCGGCAUCGCUGCCUCUAAAGCAGGGGACAAGGUCCGCAGGUUCACAGAGUUCUUCCAGGCAGGAGCUGUCAUCAUAUUUAAUUUAUUCAACUGGCUGAAAUGGUGUGUAUGAUAAGGAGGUAUCUGGGGCCACACUCACACCCACCCAAGUAGUUAUAUUAAUAUUAUGUACACCUAAGGAAACAUAACUCAUGCCGAGUUUUCUUUCAAGGUUUAUUUCCCCACAUCUUGUUUUAUCGACCAUGUCCAUAGCUAUACUGACCUUUUCAUAUUUACACUGACCUAGUCAAACUGACUUCGACCCUGUCAUAUUUACACCAACCUUGUAAUUAAAUUAGUAUCAUUAGGCAUCACUCAAGCAAACAUCAUAUGAGUUGCAGAAGACAUAAUUUAACCGAUCAUCGCAAGAAUCCACCAACCGCGAGCGAGUGUCAGUAACCCAUCCAUCACUACAGUGGUUCGUAACCAUAUUUUCCUCCGGUACCCCUUAUUAGAUCUACAUUUCACCCCCACCCCACCCCGGUACCCCUUAUUAGAUCUACAUUUCACCCCCCCCCCCCCCCCCCACUUUUUAUUUUUGUUAAUAUUUUUUUUUUAUUUCAAACCAGAACAAAACGAAAGAUAGGUUCUCAUAGGUGUACACAAAUAUAGAAUUAUUUAUUUUUGUCGUUUUACGCCAUUAUCGAAAAAUAAUUUUUGCGUACCUCCAGGGCAACAUUACCUAAGAUUGGGAACCGCUACUUUAUUGGAACAAAUCAAUAAUAUAAUUUUUGUUAUAGAUCAUGUGAAUUUUCCCACAUUUCACAAGUCGACCUUUGUAGAGGUGACGGUGUAUCGUGUCAGCGUUUGCUAAAUCAUAACUUUUAUAUUUCAAUGAAGGUCGACACCGGUGGGCGUGGUCAGUCUGAUAGCUCGUGCCGUGUCCGGCAUGGACGAUGUGAGCACCGCCUUCACCUCUAUGGCGAUGUUCGUGUUGGUCGCAGCCGGCGGUAACCUGAUGUGUCAACUCCUCGUCCACGGGCCGCUGUACUUCAUCUUCACCAGGAAGAGCCCCAUCAGAUUCCUUAUGAUUGUGGCCAAGCCUUGGAUGAUGGCGUUUGGGGCAGCGAGCUCGUGAGUCACGGCUCGAGAGAGGGGGGGGGGCAGGGGGGGCAGGGGGAUCGGUAUUUAUUUAUUUAUUUAGGCAUUUUUGUAUAGCGUUUACCUUACAGCUCUAAGCGCUUUACAAUUAUUAAAAAUAUGUAAACUAUAAACUGCUAAAGUAAAAUAAAAAGGAAAUAAACAGAGACACUAGAAUAGUAACUACAAUGUGAAGAAUAAAUUAAUAAAGUAGCUUAAACAUUAAAAUAGCUAUAAAAAUAAGUCCACUUUGGCAGGUUUUGGCCUAUACUAUAGGAUCAACCCGAGACAGACAAUGAGGCAGGGCAAGGAGGGUGUAUCACAGGUCAUAGGCGGACCUAAACAGAUGGGUUUUAAGGGACUUUUUGAAAGUGGACGAGGUUUUACAAUGACGGAUGUGGAAGGGGAGCUGGUUCCAGAAUGUGGGCGCAUGGAAGUAGAGGGAGCGUUCACCGAUGGUCUUAGUUUUGGUUCUUGGGAUUGAGAGGGUGCUAUUAUCAAUGGAAGAGCGUAGUUGUCUUGUGGGGAUGUAAGGAAGCAACAGUUCAGAGAGAUAGACAGGAAAGUGAGGGUCAGUGAACGAGUUGAAGCAUAGAUUGGCAGACUUGUACUUGAUGCGAGAGGAUAUUGGAAGCCAGUGGAGUUGCCGCAUAUGUGGUUAAAUGUGAUCAUGUUUCUUUGAUUUAAAAAUGAGUCUGCAUGCUGAGUUCUGUGCCUUCUGGAGUUUUUCUAUGUGGUGUUGAGGAAUGCCUGAGAGAAGAAUGUUACAGUAGUCAAAUUUUGAAAGAAUGAGUGAAGAGACGAGAGUUUUUGUGGCAUCAAAGGAGAGGAGGUGUCUAAUGGUGCUGAUUUUUCAUUGUGGGGAUGUAAGGAAGCAACAGUUCAGAGAGAUAGACAGGAAAGUGAGGGUCAGUGAACGAGUUGAAGCAUAGAUUGGCAGACUUGUACUUGAUGCGAGAGGAUAUUGGAAGCCAGUGGAGUUGCCGCAUAUGUGGUUAAAUGUGAUCAUGUUUCUUUGAUUUAAAAAUGAGUCUGCAUGCUGAGUUCUGUGCCUUCUGGAGUUUUUCUAUGUGGUGUUGAGGAAUGCCUGAGAGAAGAAUGUUACAGUAGUCAAAUUUUGAAAGAAUGAGUGAAGAGACGAGAGUUUUUGUGGCAUCAAAGGAGAGGAGGUGUCUAAUGGUGCUGAUUUUUCUAAUUUCUUUGUAUGCCGAUCAGCAUAUGUUCGUGACAUGUUUUUCCAUGGAUAGGGUGUCUGUAAGCGUGACUCCAAGGUUUCUGGCAGAGGAAGAGAGUGAAAGGAAAGCGAGUGGUUGAAAGAUUUGGAGUGACGAGGAUAGGGUGGGUGUAGUGUACAUUAUUCAGUUGACCUAUUUUCCAUGUUUCUUUACUCUUUAUACACGCCUCAACAUCUGACCUUUGACUUUCCUCUCCCCUGUCCUGUUUCUCUUCUGAUAAUCUGGUGAGGCAAGUAACCUUAACUUAAGUGCUCUCUACUCAACUAAUCUUGGUGCUAUUCACUAAUUUUGGUGCUCUUCACUAAUCUUGGUGCUCUUGAGUUCCCUAAUAUAGGAGUUGUUUCCCCCCACUAGUAUCGAUGAUCUCUGUUCCAAUAAUAUACAUGCCCCCUUUAUGGUCGUUUUAACUUCAUCGGGGGCCACUUUGGAAACCUGUCUUAAAGUGUAAUUUGUAAACCUGUCUCCCAGUACAAUUUGGAAAUCUGUUUCCCACUACAAUUUGGAAACCUGUAUCCCACUACAAUUUGGAAACUUGUCUCCCACUACAAUUUGGAAAUCUAUCUCUCACUACAAUUUGGAAACCUGUCUCCAACUGCAAUUUGGAGCAAAUUAGAUUCCCUUUAGAUCUUACAAUGUUCAUGACCGCUAGAGCCAACUUAAUGCCACUGAAGCUUGAAGCCCUGGUCAUUUGCUCAGUGCUCCCAUGCCUUUCAUCGACACAUGCCCAUUUCUCCACUAACAUAGGUACUUUCUUCUCCAUUAAUCUAGGUGCUCUCUGCUAACCUAAUGUAGGUGCUCACUGCUCCAUUAAUCUAGUGCCAUCUGCUCCAUUAAUGUAAGUGCUCUCUGCUCCACUAAUGUAGGUUCUCUCUGCUCUAUUAAUGUAGGUGCUCUCUGCUUCACUAAUUUGGGUGCUCUCUGCUCCACCAAUUUAGGUGCUCUCUUUUCCACUAAUGUAGCUGCUCUCUGCUCCCCUAAUGUAUGUGCUCUCUGCUCCUUUAAUAUAAGUACUCUCUGCUCCACUAAAAUAGCUGCUCUUUGAUCCACAAAUGUUGGCAUUCUCUGCUUCACUAAAGUAGGUGCUCUCUGCUCCACUAAUAUAGGGGUCCUCUGUCCACUAAUGUAGUUGCUCUUAGCUCCAUUAAUAUAGGUGCUAUCUGCACUAGUCUCUGAUUUACAAAUAAAUGACUAUUAAAAUAUUACGCCUUGUUGCUAAAUGUUGUAUGCCUAUUACAGAAAUGUUACGAAUAAAUAAUCCAGCAUUUCACCUCUAUGUAGACAUUAAAAGGCCUGUGAAAUCAUCAAAAUAAAAAUAUCUAUAAGACAAUCUACUAAGUUUGGCAUACCCAAAAAACUUACUAGAUUAAUAUAUGUCACUAAAACUUAAAUUAGACCAGAUGGUACGCAAGUGAAACUUGGACCCUAACAAAAAAAGACAGAAAACCUUUUAGCCUAAAUACAUAGGAAAAUAUACGAACCAAUAAAGGAUGAAUAUGGAUGGAGAACAACAUCUGGAAAUUCAAUCCUCAAAAAGAAAAAAAACAUCAGUUUGUGUCAAGUGGAAGGAUGUGGUGAGGAAGGGCCAAACCUCUGCUUGGGCUGUAGUGCCACAGGGGUGAAUGUGAGCAUUGUCAGAUUUAUGGACAAUAAAAGGAAAUUAUAUUAGAACAGUUGAUCAAUACAGUAUGUUACAAUCUAAAUGUAUGACAUAUUUGAUAACUAUAAUACACUGGUAUCCUUCUUAUCCCAUCCCAAAUCAUCUUAUCUCAUCCUGACCCCUCAGAGCUAUCCCCCUACCAGAGCUGAUGACCAUCAGUGCAGAGGAGUACCAGAUUGACCCACGUGUCUCGGGGUUUGUACUCCCCUUCUCAAUUACGCUCAACAGAGAUGGCAGUUGUUUAUUUGUCUCAGCUACCUGUCUCUUCUUGGCUCAGUACUCUGGGAUACCCCUCAGCACUGGCAUUGUACUGACUAUUGGGUAAGUCAGUCUACUAUCUACAGGUAUCGUACUUACAGUCGGGUAUUUCAGUCUACUGGUAUCGAACUCAUAGUUGGGAAAAGCAGUCUACAUGUCGGGACUGAGCAGCUGGGUUAGGAUUAUAUUUUUAAGCCCUUGGUGUGUUCAAGCCUUCCACAUUGAUGCCUUCAUUAGUGUGUUCAAGCCUUCCACAUUGAUGCCUACAUAGGUGUGUUCAAGCCUUCCACAUUGAUGCCUACAUAGGUGUGUUCAAGCCUUCCACAUUGAUGCCUACAUAGGUGUGUUCAAGCCUUCCACAUUGAUGCCUACAUUGGUGUGUUCAAGCCUUCCACAUUGAUGCCUACAUAGGUGUGUUCAAUCCUUCCACAUUGAUGCCUUCAUUAGUGUGUUCAAUCCUUCCACAUUGAUGCCUUCAUUAGUGUGUUCAAGCCUUCCACAUUGAUGCCUACAUAGGUGUGUUCAAGCCUUCCACAUUGAUGCCUACAUAGGUGUGUUCAAUCCUUCCACAUUGAUGCCUUCAUUAGUGUGUUCAAGCCUUCCACAUUGAUGCCUACAUUGGUGUGUUCAAGCCUUCCACAUUGAUGCCUACAUAGGUGUGUUCAAGCCUUCCACAUUGAUGCCUACAUAGGUGUGUUCAAUCCUUCCACAUUGAUGCCUUCAUUAGUGUAUUCAAGCCUUCCACAUUGAUGCCUACAUAGGUGUGUUCAAGCCUUCCACAUUGAUGCCUACAUAGGUGUGUUCAAUCCUUCCACAUUGAUGCCUUCAUUAGUGUGUUCAAGCCUUCCACAUUGAUGCUUCAAGCCUUCCACAUUGAUGCCUACAUAGGUGUGUUCAAGCCUUCCACAUUGAUGCCUACAUAGGUGUGUUCAAUCCUUCCACAUUGAUGCCUUCAUUAGUGUGUUCAAGCCUUCCACAUUGAUGCCUUCAUUUAUGUGUUCAAACCUUCAACAGUUGAUUUCUUUGUGAUCAGAUCGCUACUGGUUCUAUACAUUGCCUUUCACCUCUGCCCAUUGGUUAAACCCAUAACAUAUGAGAAGAUAACUAUUUUUUGUUACACCUGGACCCGGAUUCGGACCCACCGGGUAUUUCCCCAGACUCGGACCCACCGGGUAUUGAGCCGGACUCAGACCCACCGGGUAUUUCCCCGGACUCGGACCCACCGGGUAUUUCCCCAGACUCGGACGACACCGGGUAUUGAGCCGGACUCGGACGACACCGGGUAUUUCCCCGGACUCGGACGACACCGGGUAUUGAGCCGGACUCGGACCACCACAAAGUGACAAUGCGACACAAAAGUGACAAAUUAACAUAAAAGUGAAAAAUAUAUUAAAAAUUAACAAUGUGACACAAAAGUGACAAUGUCAAACAAAAGUGACAAUGCGACAGAAAAGUGACAAAAUAACACAAAAGUGCCAUAACAUAAAAGUGACCAUCUGACACAAAAGUGAUAAUGCAACAUAAAAGUGACAAAGCAACACAAAAGUGACAAUGCGACACAAAAUUGACAAGAUAACACAAAAGUGACAAUAUGGCACAAAGUUUCAAAUAUAUAUUACGCUCAUAACUCAAAGUUUUAUUGUUAAAAGUAAUCUUAGUGCUCCAGGGCUUGUAGGCUUAGUGAAGAAAUAGUCUAUUAAAUAUAAAUGUAUCGAUGUGUCACUUGACAUUGCCACAUACGUCAUACCUUCUCCCCCCCCCCCUACCCUCCAGGUUGUUGUCUAUACUCUCGUCUCUGGCCAUUCCCAAUGUGCCCAGCUCUAGUGUGGUCUCAGUGCUCAUUAUUCUUGGCAGUGUGGGGAUCCCUGCAACAAGCAUCGGCCUUGUUAUGGCUGUGGAAUGGAUCAAGUGAGUGACCAGAUUUAUUAAUAGGAUUUGUUGUUUUGUUAAACUACUACUGAGUAGCGUCACUAGGGGUGUGGAGGUGCGGGGCUGAGUAGAGUCACUAGGGGUGUGGAGGUGCGGGGCUGAGUAGCGUCACUAGGGGUCUGGAGGUGCGGGGCUGAGUAGAGUCACUAGGGGUGUGGAGGAGCGGGGCUGAGUAGAGUCACUAGGGGUGUGGAGGUGUGGGGCUGAGUAGAGUCACUAGGGGUGUGGAGGUGUGGGGCUGAGUAGAGUCACUAGGGGUGUGGAGGUGCGGGGCUGAGUAGCGCACCGGGGACACCACACAGAGGGAGGAGGAUGUUGGCAAAUAGAGAAAUGCAAAUUUAAUGGAGUCCGCUUGACACGCGAUACACACAUUGACAAGCGAUGUACUCAUUGACACGCGAUGUACACUUUGACACGCGAUGUACAUAUUUACACGCGAUAUACACAUUGCCACGCGAUGUACACAUUGACACGCGAUGUACACAUUUACACCUGUCAAGCACAGAAAUACUGGAGUCUAAUUCGAUAAGGACCAUUUCAAUGAGGGCCAAGAUCUGUAUUUCUAAAGCCUACUCCAUAGAUUGUUUGCAUUCCAAACGACAAUUCUUUUGUAAAGAUAUAUUACAUUUUUUAUUGAGUCUUUCUGACGUCCUCUGACAUGUUUUAUAGUUAUCAACCCUGACAGCAACACUGUCUUGUUUCCAAUUUAUCCCCAGUGAUCGAAUGCGGACUACAACAAAUCUAGUCAGUCAUCUAUUGGCUGUUAUCGUCACGUGGAGAUUAUGCAGGAAUAGUUUCAAAUCAACCAAUGAGAAGUCUCUUCAUCUGAACGACGUGGCCGAGAUGGAAAUUUUUGUAAAAUAACUGCAAACAAUAACUUGAUUGACUGGUGUCUCGUCUGAUUAAUAAAUGAAGCAGCGCCAUUGUCAAUUUGUUGUUGUUUCUUCAUAACAUCUCAAAACAUCUCUGUAACACCACAUCACUCGUACCUCCAGGGAUACGUCACCCCCCAUCACUAGUACCUCCAGGAAUACGUCACCCUCCAUCACUCGUACCUCCGAGGAUAUGUAAUAGACACACCCCCCUCCUGAAUAGCCCAGUUCAUAGAGACUAAAGAUACGUUAAACCUAAAUACUGAAUUGUUUUAUCAAGCCCAUCUAUGUAUUGAAAUGUGCAACAAGGUUAUCCAGCGUACAUGAUUUUAGGGACACUGUCACUAGAUCCUUUCGUCCUUGACAUGCGAAGAUGACUUAGACUAUCUUUGACUGUAACGUUUUUAAAGAAAGGAGAUGGGCUCAAUUCGUCAGCGUCACUCUCUCGUCCUUGUCUAUUUCCACCAAUGGCAAGAGUUAGUCAAGACAACUGGAAAUAGACCAGGAUGCAUGAUGACACAUGCACUUAAAAAUGCUUCCCCGGGUCAAGUAGACUGCUCAAGAUGCGUAGCUCGGUCUAGUAGACUGCCGUGUAUCUCAGGUCCAGGAAACUACUCAAUAGCCCAAGACCAGUAGAUUGAUUUGUACCCCAAGUCCAGGGUACUGAUGUCUAGCCCAGGUCCAGUAGACUGUGUAGCCCAGAAUUGCUCAAAAUAACCUAGUCUCUAGUCUUAUAUACUACUGACCACAGCUAAAGAUUGUCCACUGGAGCCGUCGACAGAGCCAAAGACAAGGUAGGGUAGAACAUUUGCCACAAAGUAGAACAUUGGCAACAGAGUAGAAAAUUGGACACAGCUUAAGAUUGUAAUGAAGGAAACUGAUAUCAGAAAUACUCGAGUUAUUUUAUCAAAAUAAUUUCUUUCAUAACCUUUAGGCCCUGUACUCUGGUAUUUGUGCGUCUUUUUAACUUAUCUCAAGCAAUUUAACG
This is a messenger RNA of Lymnaea stagnalis (great pond snail), 16247 nucleotides long. The record is from the annotation of a GenBank genome assembly. NCBI's taxonomy places the organism in Eukaryota, Metazoa, Mollusca, Gastropoda, Lymnaeidae.